This is a messenger RNA of Spizellomyces punctatus DAOM BR117, 2299 nucleotides long. RefSeq lists its product as uncharacterized. The record is from RefSeq and is a predicted model, not a curated record. The coding region runs from base 739 to 1968 and encodes 409 amino acids. The transcript has 4 exons. Gene Ontology annotation, molecular function: metal ion binding. NCBI's taxonomy places the organism in Eukaryota, Fungi, Chytridiomycota, Chytridiomycetes, Spizellomycetales, Spizellomycetaceae.
GGGGAAGAGAGAGAACAAGAACGAAGAAGAAUACAAUUUCCCGCCCAUUUUCAUUUGUUGCUCUUUCCCCUUUUUACCCCUUUUAUUUCCCACGCACUCUGUGAGAAGAAGAGUGAAUAUUCCCACACUCUUUUCCAACAAUUCACACUGCGCAGUUGAGAGAGAGAGAGAGAGAGAGAGAGAUACUAGGAACAACAACUACACGGGAAAACAAGAAAGGAAGACAAGAGCAAUUCAUUCAUCUAUUCAACACAUUCAUACGCAGAGUUUAUUAUUCCCUCCCCCCUUCUUUCUUCUUUCAUUUCUUGAAUUCUUCACCUAUUUUAUCCCUCGCGCGCGCUCUCUCUUCCCUCCCACCUCUUUGCUUCUUGUUACCUCCUCCCCCUCCGUCUCUCUCUCGCGCGCGCGCAACUCUUGUCUUUGAGCCACGAUCGCAUGUGUUUUCUAGUCGGGAACGAGUCCUACUACUAGUUUAUUUGUUUACAAACGAGUUUUGUUUUGGAAAGAGUAUAUACGGGCAAUUUUGGGGACCAACGCAUUCCUGAACGUUUGCGUCUCUUUGCAACUCUUUCUCCUCCUACGAGUAUUUCUUUCUCUCUGUCUGCCAGUGGUCGGACUUGCGAGUUUUCCUUUUGUUUUUGCGCGCGGUCCCCCACCACCACCCUUUUUGUUUCCUCUCGUUUCCUCCCUUUUGGCUCGCCCGCUCUGCCCCCCCUCCACCACUCUCCCUAGUCGCAAAUGAUGUCAACAACUGACACACUCGAUGGAACGGCAGAGCUCAUUACGGCUCUCUGUCAAAUGACAGUACAAGAGUCGGGUUCACGUCCAUCCACGCCUGCUCUCAAAUCCGCUUCCAGUGCAGCGACUUCCCCUCUCAAAGUCAUUGGAGAUGAUACACAGCAACAGCAACAGGAUAAGGAUUCACAACGGCAUUUGCCGCCACCGCCGCCGCAGGUCGCGCCCGGUGCAGAACAGGAAAUCAUGUAUCCUACGACCUUGUCCGCUUCUUGGGUCAAAUCCCACGCCCCACCAGCAGGAACAACAGGAGUAGCAGUCGGACUGGAGGAGGACAAUGGGGCGGAAGGAAAAGAUGAACUACAGCAACAACAAAAUGGUGGUCAACAUGCACUGCCAUUGCACCAGCACCCUGUCCAUCAUCACCUCCUUCCCAACCACCACCAACAACAGCCACAGCACCUACAACAACAACAACAACAACAGCAGCAGCAGCAGCAACAACAACAGCAGCUACAAAACCUCGCGUCCGCGUACUAUUACAGCGGCGACUAUGCAGUCUCUCCCGAGCACGCCAUGCUUUACCUCCCACACCCGCCACAACAACCACCAGCCAACAGCAAUACCAAUAGCGGUCUGCUACUCUCUGCCACACCUACUCCCCGCCCACGCACACAACAACAACAACAACAACAAGCACACCAAGAGCAACAACAACAACAGCAGUCGUCUACAAAGAAACGCACGACCACCAGCACAACAAGCACAACAACGACACCACCCGAAUUCUUUUCCUAUGACCCGUCCAAACCUCCAGGACUCUUUUUUGAUGCGUUCCCUGCCACCCUUCCCACAGCUCCCACCUCUCCACACGCGUAUUCCGUGACAUCGCCGCUUCAAGUCUAUGGUUUACCCCCGAUUCCCGCUAUCGGGUCUCCACCUCCGAAUGCGUCGUAUGGGAUGGUUCCUGGAUAUCCGGUUCCUAUGUAUCCUCAGCAAAUUAUUCCAGUGUGUAGAUACUUUCAACAAGGUCGCUGCUGGGCGGGACAAAAUUGUCGAUUUAGCCAUUACAUUGGGCCUGGACCUUAUAUCGCUGCCUACCCCACUUCGACGGGUGGGACGGCGUUUUCGGCGCACCCGGGUACAGCUCCGACACAUAACAAGGUCAAGUGCCGGUAUUUUGCGCAAGGACGGUGUUGGGCUGGUCCACAUUGUCGUUUUGCGCAUGAAUAAGAAAACGUAUGUAUCGGGUGGUGUGUGCUUAUUGUCGUUGGAAUCGUAGAGGAGGAGUGCCUAGGGAUGCGUUUGGUUAUUAAGGAACGAGAGUGGUUGGAAGGGUUGGCUAUUAGGUGGAAUGUUUGGUUUGGUGUUUAAUGCGGCGUUUUCUUUUUGUUGUUGUGUGUGUUGCUCGUCUUUUUUUUUUUUUGGUUUUAUUUUUUUUGUUCCCUCCCCUUUUUUUUUGCUUCUCUCUCUCUCUAUGUCUUUUUUCUUUUUGGAUGUUGGAUGGGUGGGUGGGACUGUGGGACUGUUAUAGACUUUAAAAAAAAAUGUUGUUUAUUAUUUC